CAGUGGUACCUCGGGUUAAGUACCAUACUUAAUUCGUUCCGGAGGUCCAUUCUUAACCUGAAACUGUUCUUAACCUGAAGCACCACUUUAGCUAGUGGGGCCUCCCGCUGCCGCCGCGCCGCCGGAGCACGAUUUCUGUUCUCAUCCUGAAGCAAAGUUCUUAACCUGGAGCACUAUUUCUGGGUUAGCGGAGUCUGUAACCUGAAGCGUAUGUAACCUGAAGCGUAUGUAACCUGAGGUACCACUGUAUAAGCUGGGGGGCAUCUGGCUUGCCGGGGGUACAUGUGAAAAGGAUCUAGGGGUCUUAGUAGACCACAGGCUUAACAUGAGUCAACAGGGUCAUACGGCAGAAAAAGAAGAAAAACUAAUCCUAUUCUAGGCUGCAUCAACAGAAGUACAGUGUCCAUAUCAAGGGAGCUCAUAGUAUCACCCUCUUCUGCCCGGGUCAAACUCCACCUGAAGUAUUGUUUCCAGUUCUGGGCACCACAAUUUAAGAAGGAUAUCAAGAAGCUGGAAAGUGGGCAAAGGAGGGCAACCAAGAUGAUAAAGGAUCUCCUUCUCUGCUCUCAGUACAAUAACUUUUCCAACUUUGGUUUCAAAAUUCACUCAUCCUUUCUCACUGCCCAUCGCCUGUAGAAUUACCAAUUUAUGCUAUGGCUUCUGUUCAUUAUUAUAACCCAUCCUCAAAACAGUGGAGUAAGAGUAAACCUAAGGAGUGCCAUGACGGAAACCUGAGGAAAUCUUAAUCUAUUUCAGCAUUCUAGCUUUUGUAUGUUUCAAAGUACACCUGCAAAUCUUUCUCAGUUUUACUGCUUUCUCCUUUGUAAACUGCUUUGAGGCUUCUUUUGUGUGUGUUUUUGCAAUCAAGAGGAGUAUAGAUAUAAAUGAAUAAAAUAAAUGGGUUGCUCCUGAGGAGAUGCUUUUUCUCCUCCGAAAUGAGACACUUUCCUCAGAAAGGGGACCCUUUUUCUCCUCAGAACAGGCCGGGAUAUGAAGAAACUGAGCAGAAGUCUGAGGCCUUUUCCCGCCUUUUUCCUCCCCCUAGAACAGGCUUCCUCAGCCAGAUGUUUUAGGCCUACAACUCCCAUGAUCCCUAGCUAGCAGGAGCAGAGGUCAGGGAUGAUGGGAAUUGUAGUCUCGAGACAUCUGGAGGGCCGAGGUUGAGGCAGCCUGCCCUAGAAAGUGCUGGAAGAGCCGCCCCUCCCCCUCUCUCCUCAGGGAGAGUCAGGGGAGCCUUGGCAAGGCAGGGAAGGCGGCCAUCGCUUGCUCCCUCAUGAGCCUUUUCUUUCUUUCGUGGGGAUUCGAAAAGUUCUUUCUUGUCCUCUUCCCAGGGGCAACUGAUUUAUCUCAUAAAAUUUAUAGGCUCUUGACUGUGAGGGUGGGGGGAAGCAGUCUGGAAAAAGAAGAGUUGGUCCUCAUAUCCGGAGGCCUCCUGAGCAGCCACCAUUUGAAAUCCAUUAAUUCACGUAAUUUCCUCAGGCGCCCAUGAGGGGUUUUAGGGGGGUCCCUGGCCAGAGGAUGAAUUGGGGUUCCCCUCCUGCCUCAAGCAGAAGAUUCGGGGGCUUCUUCCGGUUUUCCUGGUCUUCUCCCUCAGCCUGGAAAAAGUCACAUUUGCCUCUCUUUCCCCUCAGUUUCCCAAUUCAUUGGCCUAUGGAGCCCCUGAAAUACACUCAACAAACAAUACAAGCAACACCCAGACCAUUAUACUAGAUAGCACUGUAAUUCUUAUUGCAUAAUAUGCAUGAUUUAGUAACAAAAACAAAAUGUGUGCACUUGUAAAUUCUCUAAUAUAUUUGAAAUCAAUUGAACAUCUCCUGAAAUACGCUCAGCUGAGUUUAAUUUUCUGAACAAUCUCUUCUUCUUUGUUUGUUUAGUAAUUUGUUUUAUUGGUUUUAUGUACAAUCUUUACAACAGAGGACUUUACAACCAAAAUAAACCUUUACAACAGAAAACUUUACAACCAAAAGAAACCCAGACAGAAGCAAUAACAUGACUGUCAUGUUUUCUUUUGUACUAAAUUCUUCUCAGGUCUCCUUAUUUUACUAUUCAUUAACUUAAAUCUUCUUCUUUUAAUUCCUUGUUCUUGACCUCCUAAAUCGCGUAUUUGUCCUCUACAGUUUUCCAAUUACUGCCCCAGUUUUCCAAUUUCCUCCCCCUAUACCUGUUACUUCCCUUCACACAUUUGCGAUCUUCUCUGCAUACUGUUGUGUUAACAGCUAUAAAAUUAGUUUUUAUGUUUGUAUUGUAAUGUUCUCUUGUAUCCUUGUGUCCUUCAGGCUAUUGCAUGUUAAAUUUUAGCUCUGAAACCAAACCAAUAUAUCCCUGUAUGCAUUCCCAUUCUUUGUAAGUUUUUUGAUUAUAGCAGCCUCUAAUUGACGCCGUUAGUUUUGCCAUCUCCGCAAAUUCAUAAAUUUUAGCUCGCCGUUCUAGUAAUUCAGGUAUUCUUUCUGAUUUCCCUUUUUUUUUGCCACUACUAUUCUAGCCGCUGCUGUUGCGUACAGGAAUACGUUCUUUUUGUCCAUUUUCUGUACAAUCUCAUGUAACCAUUAAACUGUAACAUUGGAAGGCCCUGCAAUGCAGGAAUCUCAACUAAAGCAUCCAGGACAGAGGGCCAUCCUCUUCUUCUUUGCCGAUCCCUCAUAGUAAGAUUGUCUUCCAUGAACACGGUCUUAACAGUGAGUCCGUAAGUGACUGUGAAGGCCAGUUCUGGAUCCACACAUCCUUCCACAGUGGGGACAUUGGUUUCCAGGUGGGAGUUGAUCACGGUGAGGGUUUGCCAAGCUUGCCUUAGCGCGUUUCUCCCUUGUGUCCUGAGUUCAAAUGUCUUCAAAGCCCAGGACACCUUUGGUCAAGGCUGUUCUCCAACUGGAGCGCUCACAGGCCAUUGUUUCCCAGUUGUCAGUUUUUAUACUACAUUUUAAAAACAUUUGCCUUGAGAAAGUCUUUAAACAUCUCUUUUGUAUUUUGCUUUCCAUUCUUGAGCUGGGAAUAGAGUAGUUGCUUUGAGAGGUUGUGGGUUCUCCUUCUUUGGAGGUUUUUCAGCAGACGUUGGAUGGCUGUCUGUCAUGGAUGCUUUCGUUAAGAUUCCUGUAUUGCAGGGGGCUGGACUCAGAGUCCCUUCCAGUUCUCAAGUUCUAGAAUUCUUUUCCUCUUUUUUUGACAAAGUAAUAAUCAUAAAUAAAUCAGAAUAAAAAUGUGCAGCUCCACCACCGAGAUCAUUCCAUUGUAACUAUCCAACUUCCCCAACACUUGUUGCGAUGGUUUGACCCCUUUCCGUUUAAACAAUACAAAAUCUACAAACACCCUCCAUACCUCCACAAAACUAUUUCUUAUAUUCCCUGUCUUACCUUAAUAGCACAUGUUAAUUUAUCAUUCGUAGCUAUAGCCCACACCUCUUUAUACCAUUCUUUCAUUUUAUAUCCUUUCACAGCCCCAGAGUCAGAGGAAGUGGGAGAAAGGCUAUGAAUAAGACAAGACGUGACAGUUGUCAAGAGCUGUUGGCCACAGGCCAGAUCACAAGCAUUUACAACAUGCUUUGCAUCAAAUAAGCUGACAUUUGGGAGCGUGAAGAGGGUGGAGGACUUGCUUACAGACUUUUGUUGUAUAUAGAGAGAUAUAAAAUCACAUUGUCAAAGGCAAAUUGAAUUGAAAUACUUUAUUGUCACUUGUACAACUUGUUUACAGUGAGAUUACACGAGCACCCCCCCACUCAGCUCUCUUAGUCUUAAUUCUCCUCGUUUACUGACGCACACCCACCAAACCCGAAAGUCAGUUGCCCUGUUGUUAUCUUUUCAUUCAGCAGCCUAACAGCCCAUGGAUAGAAGCUGUUCUUUACCCUGUUGGUACGACUAAUCAUGCUUCCAUAUCUUCCGCCUGAGGGCAGGAGAUCAAGAAAAUGCCAGCCAGGGUGUGAAUCAUCCCUGAGAAUUUUCCUCACUCUCCUGAGGCAACGUACUUCUGCUAUUUCAUCCAGUGGAUUCACGGGACAGCCCAUAAUAUCUUAUGCUGUGUUCACCACCCUCUGUAGGCACUUCCUAUCAGAUGAUGUCAAACCAGCAUACCACACCAUGAUGCAGUAUGAAAGGACACUUUCUAUUGUUGACUGGUAGAAGGAGAUAAUCAGAUGUUGAUUGCCAUUGUUCUUCCGCAAGACUCUGAGGAGAUGGAGUCUCUGUUGGGCUUUCUUAACCACCUGGGUUGUAUUUAUUUUCCAAGUAAGGUCUUCACUGAGAUAAACUCCUAGGAAUUUAAAGGAAGAGACUCUCUCCACACAGCCCUCCCCGAUGUACAGCGGGGCUAGUUCUCCUCUCUUCCUCUGAAAGUCCAACACCAUCUCCUUUGUCUUGCUGAUAUUAAGGUGCAAGUUGUUCCCUAGGCACCAUGUAGAUAUUUUUUGGACCUCCCUUCUAUACGCUGAUUCGUCUCCACCUGUUAUUAAACCCAUUAUGGUGGUGUCAUCUGCAAACUUAAUUAUUGCAGUAGGCAGGUCAGAUGAUACACAAUCGUAUGUAUACAAUGAAUACAAGUAGGGACUUAGCACACAUCCCUGUGGUAUGCCAGUCCUGAUUUUUAAGGAAUUAGAUGUUACACAUCCAAUCCUCACUGUUUGUGUCCGAUCUAUCAGAAAGAAUGUUUGAAGCUUUCUUAUUCCAGGAACUUAGGCUGGGUUCAGACUUAUACCUUCAAAUCACAUUUGAAGAAUAUUCCUUCCUUCCAAGAAUUCAGGGCGCUGUAGUUUGCUAAGGGUUUCCUCAGGUUUGUGACUCUGUGAGAAGUGAACGGAAUAAUUUGAGGCAGAUUGUCUGGGAUUUCUCAGUCAGGGACAUGCAAGCCAUGGUUAAUGGGAAGAGAGGAAUGAAAUGAGAAGUGAAAUUUGGAAGUGGAGAAAGAUUGCCAGCCUUGCCUCUUUUCCCGUGAAAAAGACAUGGGCUUCAAGGACACUUUUUUCAAGCCCUCCCUCUGCUUCUCCUCCACGUCACCACUUCUUGCUCUUUACGUGUCACAGAGCUGCCCCAAAAAACCAGUUUCCAAAAAUAUGCACAAAAGAGAAAGUGAGGACCACAAACCAGCAUGAGGACUGUUUCAUUCUGUGUGAUGCUGUGCAAAAUAGCUGCGCCUCCAUCCGGUGUGACGCUGUGUAUAUUGUGCUUGAUAACUGUAAAUGAGUGUUUGUGUUUUGCAAAGAUCUUUUGUCAUCCCCCAUUGACUUUAAAAAGCCUCAGCUUCCCUAUGUUCCCUAUGGUAGGUGCUAAUGUGCUCAGCAUUUUAUCAGUUACCCAAUUUCUCUCAGCUUAUACAUCUGCAUUUGAGAGUGGCCAUGACAGCUUCUGCAGAGCAGCUCAGUGCUGCAAGGCAUGCUGGGAACUCUUCUUGAGGCCACCCUGGUGGUCAGCCGCGUUUGACACCAGUUGCGCACCCAGGAUGCUCAGCAACGCCACUGUGUUUCUUCUCAGUGUGUUUGGAAAGAAGAUUACUAUUGCAGAUACAUCAGCUCAGUGUUGCUGCUGCAGCCGCUUCUUCUAAACUCAGCCUUUGAAGCAUGGAGCAAAUUGGCCGUCUCAUUGUCCUCCUGGGUAAGACCCUCUUCUUCUCCCCUCCAACCCCACUCUUUUCCUUUUCCUGGAGCCUCCUAUCUACACUUCUCUUCCCAGUUUCCACUGUCUGUGUUUACUCAAAUCUUCUGCCUCUGUUCUCUGUUUCCAGGUGGGUCUUUAGGGAGGGAUGAGCAUCUCAGGCAAAUCAUUCACAGCAUCCACACAAUGUCACUGGCAUGGGAAAGUUGGCUGUUUUUAACCUUUACCUUUCCUGAAAAAACCCCAAAAUAAAAUCAUAACCUCCAGAAAUGCGUCAGAUUAGGGGGUAUUGCUUUGGGAGAAAAAGAAAUGUGUAUGAGGCUGUUUAGGAGUCCAGAUUAUGAAACUUGAAACGAUGCCAAAAACAUUUUAUAUAUAUAUCUAAGCAUCACAUUUUUCUCCUCUGUUGUUUUUCAGCCUCAUUUUCAGCUCUUUCCUGGAUGACAGCCCUUGCAGGUAAUCCAAUUAAUAUAACUUCAGGUACUGAGUGGUAGGGAGAUACUGUCUGUUCUUACCUGGGGGGAAAGAGUGCAGAAGAACUCUUCCUGUCUUCACUGAGUAACGAGGUUGUGCUGUCCAUCACUGGUGAGAAAUGUACUCAUCGUGACAGAAUUGCAUGCACUGAUAGAAAUGCAUGAAUUGAUGUAGCAAUGGGGCAGGACAGUGGCCAUGCAGACCAAGGGGAGGAGGGUAGUCGGUGUUGCAGCAGGAGUAGGUGACACGGAAAGGGUUGUUGGAGUAGCUGAUUCUGUAAUCCUUCUAAAGUCCUAUUUCCUUUUCUCAUUAAUCUGCUUGCUUAUUGAGGGGGAGAGAGAUUAUUGGUCUACAACUCCCAUCAGUCAUCCACCAAGCCGCUUGAUGGGUGUUGCAGUCCAACAACAUCUGGCAACCCAAGGUUCAAACGUGCUUAUUUAGGUGAGCUUUUCUCGAGAAAUUAUGUUUGUCAAAAAUCAAAAGGUUUUGCUGAAAAGUUCCACCAGUUAAUGGAAUAGAAUUAUUGGAAUGCUGUUCAGGUGAUUUUGAUAGUGACCCCAAGGAAGUAGAUUGUGGAAAUCUGUGUGUAGCAUUUGUUUAAUGCAGGACUAAGAAGGACCAAGGCAUUCUUGGCACUAAACAAGCAUACCUUGAACCAACAACUCAUUUAAAGAAUUCAUGGAUGAGGGACUACAGGAGAAUAGCUCAAGGAAGGGGCUGAAUGGCAUUUUCCCCUUGCACUUCUUCCCUUUCCCCAAUGCAGUUCUGCCUCCACCAGCUCCAGAGCUGUCCAUCAUCCCUCCAAGACAGUCCUUUCUCCAGGGACAAUGGAUCACGUUGAAAUGCUCCCACCCGGAAGGGCAGCUGGCAGCCAAGUUCUUAUUUUAUGAAAUGAAGGCAGAACGUGGGUGGACUAAACUCCAAGAAGACUUCAAUAAUACCCUGGAAAUCACUGCAGAAUUUCAGGAAAGAAAGAAAUCAUUUGUCUGUGCCUACUUGGAAGAAAGCAGUGCAGGACAACUGUCUGAACGGAGUAACCGCAUUGAGGUUUCCAUCCCUGGUGUGUAAAGUUUGGCUAGCUCAUUAACUGAAGACCCAAAAAGUUCUCUCCGUCUUCCUAAAGGCAAUCCAGAAAUUCUGGCAUAUUUAUGUGGGUUGCUACUUUUUUUUUUUACUUGUGCAAAGAAAUCAUAUACUACUUAUUCCAAAGAAAUUCUAAGCAAUGUAGAUAGUAAAGUUAACAAUAAAACAGAGAUAAAAUUGUUUUUUUAUCUUAAUGAGGGUAAAGGGUUUCUGUCUGUUUCUAAACUUAAGCCAGUUGGCUGCCACUGUUUUCUCGCAAGAUAUGUUGGCAAUAUUGAUUUUACGGAGGUUAUAGAGAUUGCUAAUGAUGUUUCUCUGCAUUCUCGCAAAACUUCAAUUCCCCGCGUUCUUCAGGGAGGAUCUAUGCUAUUUAAACUGGGUGUUGUUUUUUAAUUUAAUCCCCUGAAGGUUGUGUGAUAUCAUUAGGAUGUCCAGACCUCUGGGAAGGAUUUCAAAAGUAAAUGUUUUUGCUGAACUUAACCUGCUGUUCCACUCCAUUAAUGAGAGUCCUAAAAGAAUCCAUGUCUAUUAAAGGUGUUUAAUCAUGGAAGAUUGGAAGAUACUGAUUCCAGUCUGGGUUCAAGCCUGGUUUUUGGACUAAAUUGGCCUUGGUCACCCUAAUGGGUGAUCUUCAGUGAGCGAGGGACAGGGGGAAUGAAACUGUGUUAAUCCUACUGAAUCCCUACUAAACUCUACAUAUCGCCCGCAAAGCUCCAUCUGGUUGGGGCUGCAGAGAUCCUUUUCCAUUCCUACCUACAGAAUGCUCUCCCUGCUGAGAUUAGACAGGCAGAAACCGUAGGGUGAAAUGAAUACCUAGCCCUUCAGCCUUCGCUGGCCAUUGUGAUGAUUUUAUUCAAGGUUGGAUUUAGGUUUGAUGAGGCCCUCAGCUACUGAAGGUAACGGGGCCUUUUAUAUGUCCAGCUGUCCUUUGUCAACAACAAAUUGUUGCUGUUUUUUGGGUUGAAUAUAUGCUAUAUGGUAAUUUAUGGACCUAAUAGGUAUCUAAAGCCAUUUGCACAUGUAGAAUGUAGGCACCCUAUAUAUAGAAAUGAGCAAACCAGUGAUAUUUUAGGGAGCAGGUUAGCAGGCGGGGCCCAUGACUUACAUCGCAGGAGCCUGCACAACACAAAACACACUUGCUGUAUGUAGGUUUUAUUUUCUUUGUUUUUUAUCUUAUAUUUUGGAAAUGUACAUCCAGGUUGUUGUUUUUCCUUUAAUUUUUUGGGGGGGGGCCAAGAGCGUGGGGCCCUAAGCUAUAGCUUGUUUAGCUUAUACGUAAAUCCGGCACUGAUUUUCUUGAUUAUUUUUCACAUAUUUGUUCUCUCCUAUUAUUUUUUAUUAUGUAGACUAGUUGGGUAUUUAUUUCUGCAAAUGAAAAGCGGGGUAGAAAUCCUUUAAUGAAAUAGAAGGAAACAUACAGUAUGUGUCAGUCCUAGAAAGAAAAUUGUGAGAAAACAGAAAACCUUUCCCUUUUACGUUGUUCCCUAAAUCUUUGGAUGCUUCUCUCCCUCUGCUUCCUGUGGAACCCAGCGUCCUUCCCACCUGCUGAACUUUUUCAGCAACCACAGGAACCUGUUUACAGUCCAGGAGAACGGGUUACCUUGACCUGUUCAGCUCCUGAGGAAAUGGACGUGGCAGGAUUCAACUUCUACAAGGAACAACAUGAUCAGAACUACAAGGUGUUGCCAGAUCAAGGAAGCGGCCCCUAUGCAGCAUUCCCUGUGGAUAAAAAUACUGCUGGAGUAUACAAAUGCCUAUACUGGGUGCAGAAUUCAGGACAGAUGAUCCCGUCCCCAGUGAGCUCCCCAGUCUCUGUAGUCAUGACAGGUGAGAGAGUUUCUUUUGCAUGUUGAUGGAGGAGAUCCAAAAGAUCUCCGUGUCUAGCAGGGAGUGGGGAACAUGGGAAAUGUCAGCCUGGUUAUUUUACAAGGUGACAGAUUCGCAGUCUCUGGACAACAUUCACCCCCCCCCCCUUCUCCAAAGUCAUGGACAGCUCAGAAAGUGGCAGAAAAGAAAGCGCAGAGGGUACAAGUUCAGAUUACAAGAUGUAGACGUGACGUAAAUUAAUAGGAAGGGGGUGGGUUCCUUAAUUGGGAGCACCGCCAUUUCUAGGAGAGAUGUGUUCUUUAUUCUCUUGCUGUGAUUAUUAAAGUUUCUAACUGGUAAGAAGACUCAUUUUCCUUUGUUCUGCUUAUCUACUGCCACGGGGGAAUAAGCCAAUUUCCUGAAGCCUGACAUGAGUGGUCUGUUAGAGAUUCCAAGACCCCGCCAGAACCACAGAUUCCAAGGUUUACUGGAGGGUUUAUUGUUAAAAUAAUUUAACCAGUAAGAUGGGUAUGCACCAAAUUCCUGAAACAGAGGUGUUUAACAAAGAUUGUUCUUCCUUUGUGCUCCUUCUACUUCCUUCUCAGAACACCCUCAUCCCCCAGUCUUAACUGUUUCGCCAGAAAAGGAUAGCUACAGAAGAGAAGAGUCCAUAAAGCUUAGAUGUUCAGCUUAUGAAAGCCGUGAUGUAUCAAAGAUCCAGUUUUUCAAGGACAAGAGGCAACUGCAACUCAUCAAUGUCCCCUCCUCUCUGAACACCUUCACACACAUACAACUGCUUCUUCCUCAAGAUGGUGGCGAUUACUCCUGCAAGUACCACAUUGUGGUAUCAGGGCGAGAGUUCCCAUCGAAAGAGAGCAACUCCAUCAGGAUUUUGGUGUGGGGUGAGGAGGCCUUUCUUUGUAAUAUGGGUCUCUUGGAGGGGGAAAUGGGAAGGUGGACUGAGUUUGGGGGAGGUUGGGCAGGCAAGGAAUAGGGGGAAUAAUUUUGUUAGUAGAAUAUGUACAGUGGUACCUCCGGUUAAGGACUUAAUUCGUUCCAGAGGUCCGUUCUUAACCUGAAACUGUUCUUAACCUGAAGCACCACUUUAGCUAAUGGGGGCCUCCUGCCACCGCCGCGCCGCCCGGAGCACGAUUUCUGUUCUCAUCCUGAAGCAAAGUUCUUAACCCGAGGUACUAUUUCUGGGUUAGCGGAGUCUGUAACCUGAAGCGUAUGUAACCCGAGGUACCACUGUACAGAAUUCGAAGAUCACCCGUAAUUUAAUAGUCCUUCCAAACUCCCCUUUUCUUCUAUUAUUUAUCAGCUUGCUUGUUUCCAGUCUGCCUGAAGGACCACACAUAUCUGCUAUUUGGGUCCCUGAAGCACAGAUUCACACAAAGCGGCAAAAUGCUCUUGCAGGUUAUUAACAGGAUUUUAUUUGAAGUGCAUAUGCAGAACAACAGCACAGGGCGAUCAGUACGCAACCUGUACACAGUAGUCAGGGUGCGCCCCUUUAUAUAGAUUUGCAAAAUAGAAUACCACCUGAUCUCUUGUAAGUCACCUGAUUUCUUGUAAGUCACCUGAUUUCUGGGAAAUCGAAACUUAUAAUAAGUUCCUAUAUUACCAUACAAGGUCUUGGCCUUCUCUCCCUCCUUCCUGCAACCUCCCUCAUCCUGGUGUGACAAUAAAUCCUUGUUCUUUAUCUCUAUCUGCCCAGGCUAGACAUUCUAACGAGGGGCCCAUUUGCAAUGUAACAUUUAAGCAUGUCCUUCAAUAAUAGAACAAUUAUAUUGUAAUAUGCUCCUUCAUGCCUUUGAAACACAUUGCCCCUUCCAGAACCAAUCAAUCAAUCAAUCAAUUUCUUUAUUCGACCGAUAGUCAGAAUUAAAACAUUACACAAUAAUUAUAAACUAUAACAUCAUAAGUUACAUAAGGUACAUAAGUAAGGUAGAGCCACAGUACUAGAUCUCUCACAGAUAACCCACGUCAAAGCAUUCAAUUAUACGUUUCCGACACUUGAGUGCCAGGAAAAGAAAUUUAGCCACUGACAAGGUUGUUUUCCCAGAAGACUUAUUUAGCAGAUAUGCUGUCUGCUUUCCUCUUUGUCGGGAACUGAGCUGGGGUAAGUAUGGAGUUAUAAGAUACUGUCUUAAAUCGUUGUAGAAGGGACAGCUCAAUAAAAUGUGCUCUGUGGAUUCUACCUCACCCAAUGCACAGUGGCAUAAUCUCUGGUCAUAUGGGACUCCUCCAUAUCUUCCCUUCAGGACCGCCGAGUCAAGAACAUUCAGCCUAGCCGCAGUAAAUAGUCUGCGGUAUUCCACAUAGUGGAUAUCCGCCAGGUAGCGAGCUGGGGCAGCCCGAUACAACUGCUCCCCCAGAAACAACCCAGGUUUCACACGGGCUAUGUCCUCCUGUCUGGCAAUAUCCCUUAAUCUUUGCGCGAUCACCGCCUUUGCGUGGCUAUACGUCAUGGACUCUAUAUAAAGGGAGGACAACCCACACUUCUGCACUUCCUCCACUAUCUCCCCUUCCCAUGGAGAUUUAAAGUUAUCCCUCAGAAUCAAGGGGGCCAAACCCACCGGUCUGAAACAGAGCUUGAGCCAUAGCCAUAACUUCGCUUUCAGGGCCACAUACCUAAAGGCUUGGCAACCGGUUUCCAGCCUCAUGAUCGCACCUGCCACAGAGGGGGGGAUCCUGAGUAUGGCCCUGAGGAAUUGGGUUUGGAUAGAUUCCAAUUUUUCAAAAUCCCUACGUGAGCCCAAGGCAAUGCCCACCAGCAGAAGAGGGAGGACUUUCAUUUUAAAGAGACGUAAGGCAACAUUGACAGUUUGUGCCUGUUUCUUGGAGUACAGGGUUCUAAUCAUCAGGGCUGCUUUGGAUGCGUUCGAGGCUAUGUAUUCUCUGUGCGCCAGGAAGGACCUAUUUGAUCUUACAACCUGACCCAGGUACUUGAAGCAACUGACCUGCUCUAAAGGAAUACCGUUAAUUGACCAUAAAUUAGGUUUCGGUCGAGCAGCAAAGACCAUUAUUUUGGUCUUGGCAUAAUUUAAUUGGAGCUCGUGUUGGGUCUCAUAUUCAUGAAGAGCUCUAAGCAUCCUCCUUAAUCCGAUGGGGAGGUAGCUAAUAGGGCGGCAUCGUCCGCAUACAGUAGGACAUUCAAGGCUCGUCCUGCCAGUUUUGGUGGAUGGAAAUCAGCAUUUGCCAUAUGCACCACUAGCGAAUUUAUAUAGAAGUUAAACAGAGCAGGGGCAAGCAAACAGCCCUGUCUUACCCCCCUAGUGGUGGCAACCGGAUUGGAGACUAGCCCCUUACUAUCUAUCCUAAUCCUCAAGAGGGUAUUUGUAUGCAAAUUAAUAAUCAGCAAGAGAAGGCGGCGGUCGAUAGAUGUCGCUGCCAAUUUUGUCCAUAGCUGGUUCCUGGGAAUUAGAUCAAAGGCCUGCUUAAAGUCUAUAAAGGCGACGUGGAGGGCUUUUAGGCCAUUGCCAGCGUACUUAGUGGCCAAGUGAUUUAGGAUUAAGAUUUGGUCUGUUGUUGAUCUUCCGGGCGGAAACCCGCCUGUUCCUCUGCGAUGAUAUUGUUGCUUUCCAUCCAGGUCGUUAAUUUGUUAAGUAGAAAUCUUGAAUAGAUCUUCCCGAUAACAUUUAGCAGGCUAAUUGGUCUAAAAUUGGCCGGGUCUGUGCGCGGCCCUUUCUUGUGAAUUAACACAAUCAGUGCAGAGUUCCAGCUUGGAGGAAAUUGUGCUGUUUUGUUUAUAUAAGUAAAAAGAGCUGCUAGGGGUGGACACCACCAAUCCUUAUUGGCUUUAAUAACAUCUAUGGAAAUAAGAUCGUCUCCGGGUGCCUUGCCCGCCUCAAAUUGGCCUAUAAGUGUUUCCACUUCAGAGCAGGUAACAGGAUCCCACUCUGGCAAGGGGCCAAAUCUAACCUUCCUCCGCUAGCUGCGUGAGCUGCAUAUAAAACGGAGAAGAAGCUUUCCCAGGUGUCAGCUGAAAUUUGGGGUUCUAUCCUUGACAACGGUCUACCCAGGUAUCUGGAAAUUUGGUGCCAAAAGGAGGAGGGAUUUCUAUUUUCUGCAGCUUUUAGAAGGUUCUUCCAAUCAUUUCUUUCUGCCGCACGCUUCUUUUCCUUUAAUAGUGCUUUAUACCUUCUCUUGAGGAUCAUAAGGUGACUGCUAGGUGCGGAGUCAUUUGAUGCCCUAUAUGCCAAGAAUUCAUUAUAUAGGUUGUUCUUGAAGUGCCUGCAUUCCUCAUCAAACCACUUUUUAUGAGAGAAAUGGUUACUAUUCAUUACCGGGGUCUUAGCCAGCGAAGGUUUUAGCAGUUCUACUAAAUUGUCAUAUAUUGGCAGUGGCUCAACUGCCUGGAUAAGGGAGUCCCUUGUCUCUUGCAGUUGGUCAGACCAAAGGAGUUCAUUUAUCCGUUGAGCCAUAUUAUCGGUCCAUUUUAAGGCAGUGGGCCUCAUCUGAAGCUGGUUAUUUGUAAUAGGCACGCAGGAGUAGGUAGCCAAUUCUCCAUCCAGGGUCAGAGAAAGUUCUAAUGGAAAAUGGUCACUUUCCAGCCUCGUUACCACCCUAAAGUUGGAAAUUUUGGGAAUUAGGUCUGCUGAUGUCCAAAUAAAGUCUAUGGUAGAGGCUCGGGAGCCUGACCAGAAAGUAAAUUCGGCAGGGUAAUCAGAACUGAGAGCUCCGUUUAAAAGGUGAAAAUUAAGAGCCAUCAAAGUUUGUCUACAUUUAAAACCUGCAUAUGUAGCAACACUGUCUUUAAAAUUCCUGGGUAAAAGGUCUGAGGUUAAAAUGGGUAGUGAGGGAUAUUUAUUAUAUUUAGCAAAUAAUGAUUUAUCAGAGUGAGACAAUCGGCCAUUGAAAUCUCCUGCAACUAGGAAGGUGGCUUCAGGAUAUUUCUCUAGGAGAGUUUCAAGAGUCUGUUGAAUUUCCCUCCAUCUUUGGACCACCAGGUUUUUCUUAUAGAUUGGGUGCAAAUAAACAUUAAUCACCACAAACACUUCCUCCGCUGUUUGUAGCUUAACACCCAGCAUGGAUGACGACUGGAUGUCGAUUUGUUCCACCUGCAGGUUUAAGGCCAAAGAAACUAGGGUAGCCAGCCCACCUUGUGGUCUGCCAGGAGAUAGUAAAUUCUGAUGUGCAUUCAGGUAGAAGCCCUUAUACCCUGAUAGGGAGAAGCCCUCACAAGCCCAGGUCUCUUGCAGCAAAAGAAUAUGACUGCCUUUUAUGUAGGCGACAAAGGAUGGAUCCAUCAGCUUAGGUUUAAUGCCAGCUACAUUCCAGGAUAAGAAAGUAAGUAAUCUCCUGGUCACCCCUUCGAGUCAUGCUGGGCCUUGCGGAACCAGCACGGCAGAAUCCACCUGGGAAUGCAUGCGGCGAGGGGGGACAAUAGGCUGGAAGAAGGAAGUAAUUGUAGCUUGUUUACCAGGCAAUUUCCGAGCACCACUUACCGCAGCAGCAGCCAUGGAUUGAGGCUUAAUUAUUGGAAGCUGCAAGGAUGGAUUCUGGUGCACAGGAGUAUCACUUAACGACAGGUCCAUAGACUCUACAUUUAAAGUAUGCUCUAAGAUUGAGGGGUGGGCCUUUUGGAUCUGCAGAUGCUGUAGGGAACAUGCAGUGUAAGGCAGGUGGAAGGCAUCCUUUCGGUUUGCCUCCAAAAGAGCAUCCAGUCUUGCCACAGCUUCCGAAUUUGACCAGAGGGUUGUCGAAUCUUCCACUGUAUCCUGCCCGGACUUGACAUCCCGAGGCUGUGCACGGCCAGGUUGCAGAUCAAAGGUCGUUAAAGCAGGUACCACUUGGGCUUGUGUAGCCUGAUCUACAAUUGGUGAAGAAUUCAUCUUAUUUACAUGAGCAUGAUCUUCUGAGUUACGGAGACAGAGUAGCAACUCGUCCAAUCUGUCCGUUAUCUCUGUUCGCUCCAGUUUUGGCAAUUGGGAGAAGGAUAGAAGUAACUCACGCUCCGUAGAGUUCUCCAGAUGUGUGGCCUUUGUCAGUGGAGGCAGGGGGGCGUCAAACCAGCUGAUUAGAUCUGCGGCCAGGGGAGUUGGGGUCGUAGCAAUUGGCGGACCCUCAGACUUAUCUGCUUUCUUUUGAACAAGCAGUUUGGUAAGAGGGAGCAGAUCUUGGUAUUGGUAAAGACUCUUGUAGCAAGGAUUCCAUAGUUAAUUAGAAGGCUUCUUGAGGACAUAAUAAGUGCAGGGAGCUUUUUGGUUUUAAAGGAGAGCAGCACUCUCUGCCUCUGAGGUCUGCUGCUAAUAUGAUCAAUAUGCUUCAGGUCAAUAGAGCUAGGGGUUACCCUCAGAAGCUCCGCUAGGUAUCUCCUUAUAUCACUCUUAUAGUGCCAGUUUAUCACCUUGCCUCUAAAGGGGCAAACCGUUAGGCAGAUUUUGGUAGCUUGCAGCAGCAGUUUGUGAGGAGGUGCAGAGUGUUGUUCCUUCUUAUUUUGCUCACCUUGCUCACUUUUCUGAUUGCCAGCAGCUUGAGGAAUUAUACAAGAGGUAUGAGGUACCCUUCCAGAACAACAUUGAAGGAAACAAAGGCAGGGUGCCUGCCCCGAGGAGCAUACAAGGGAUGUCGUCACAUGGGGAUCCCUUCUGACCUUGGGAUUCUCUUUGAUUCUCUCUGCAGAUGAACCACUUUCCACAACGCCUACCUUUUCCACCCCGGACCAGGCUGUUCUGAGUUUUGCCGCCACAACCAGGCCCCCUAGAACGUCAACACUGGCAACUUCAUCAACCAGCUCUUCUCGCUACAUCACAAGAAGACCCUCAAAACGCACAAAGCUCCUUGCAUCAAGCACCUCCUGGUCCAGCUCUUCGCAGUUGAGUCUGCAUUAUAGCACCUCAACCAGCAGCACCAAUGCUCAGGAGAGCAGGAAAUCAUCCACCUGCUGUGAUCCCAAAUCAACCACAGACCAAAAGAAUGACGAUUCAGAAAAAGGUACGCCCCUCUCAUGACCCUGUCUCUCUCUCUCUCUCUCUCUCUUUCUUUCUUUCUUUCUUUCUUUCUUUCUUUCUUUCUUUUAUAUUUGUAUAAAAUUGUGAUUGUAUAGGUAAUAAGCCACCCUGAGUGCUGCAGUUGCACUAGAAGGGAGCAAAAUGUCUAAAUAAAUAAAUAAAUAAAUAAAUAAAUAAAUAAAUAAAUGUUGCACUGUAAAUAACCCACCUGAUUCAGCUCAGUGAGGAAUAUUAUUUUCACCCUACGAAAAUAAAUGGAAGCAGUGCUACUGCUGCCUGAUUUGUUUGCUUUUGUACCGUUAUUUUUUUUGUCUGGUGGUAUUGUUUCAUAUCUGAUGGUACUGUAUUGUUAUUUUAUCAUGCGUGGCUAUGUUUUAGGUGAUAAAAUAGGAAUGUUAUGAUGUUGCCAUGCUUCUGUUUGAGAGGGUCGACCUGAAAGGCAGCCUAUAACUACAGAAUAUGGAUGGUUGGAAAGAAUAAUAUUUAGAAAGGGCCAAUCAAUGGACCUUCAGAGACCAGGGAGGGAAGAGGAAGGGUGGAAGAUAGAAUGGCCAAAGAGGGGAAUAUGUGGAGCAGCAAAGUUCAUAGAUACUAGCCAAGCCUUGUUUUGUAACAAUUGACUAGUUCUCUGACCAAUAACCCCGUUCUGAUCAACAGCAAUUCUCUUGCAGGUUCAUAUCCUUGUCUAAUCUCACUGGCCAUUAGAUGUGGCACCUGCGGAUGUCUCCUCCUCCUGGUGUUUGUUGACUGCAUUUAUAGGAGGAAGUACAAAG
Podarcis lilfordi (Lilford's wall lizard) is the source of this 16662-nucleotide messenger RNA. The record is from the annotation of a GenBank genome assembly. NCBI's taxonomy places the organism in Eukaryota, Metazoa, Chordata, Lepidosauria, Squamata, Lacertidae.